Messenger RNA from Castor canadensis (American beaver), 948 nucleotides. Its product is annotated as olfactory receptor OR51C1-like. Gene Ontology annotation, biological process: G protein-coupled receptor signaling pathway. Gene Ontology annotation, cellular component: plasma membrane. Lineage: Eukaryota; Metazoa; Chordata; Mammalia; Rodentia; Castoridae. The record is from RefSeq and is a predicted model, not a curated record. Gene Ontology annotation, molecular function: G protein-coupled receptor activity; olfactory receptor activity.
AUGUCAACUUCCCAGAAUAUCACAUCGUCUUCCAUCAUUUUCCUGUUAACUGGUGUUCCUGGAUUGGAAGCAUUCCACACCUGGAUUUCCAUUCCCUUCUGCUUUCUCUCAACUGCCCUCUCAGGGAACAGUCUGAUUCUCUCUGUCAUUAUCACUCAGCCCAGCCUCCAUGAACCCAUGUAUUAUUUUCUCUCCAUGCUGUCCACCACUGACCUUGGGCUGUCCGUAUCCACUCUGGCCACCAUGUUGGGUAUAUUCUGGUUCAACGCCAGGGCAAUCAGCUUCAAUGCCUGCUUGUCACAGAUGUUCUUUAUUCAACUUUUUACUGUCAUGGAAUCUUCAGUUCUGCUGGCUAUGGCUUUUGAUCGUUAUGUGGCCAUCUCUAAUCCUCUUAGAUAUUCUUCUGUUUUAACUGACCUUAAAAUAGCACAGAUUGGAGUCACCAUCAUUACCAGGGGGGCACUAAUACAGAUUCCUCUGGUGGUGCUUCUUAAAAGAUUGUCCUACUGUGGCAGUCAUGUGCUCCACCUCUCCUACUGUUUCCACCCUGAUGUGAUGAAGCUUUCAUGCACAGACACCAGGAUCAACAGUGCAGUUGGGCUGACUGCCCUGAUCACCACUGCUGGAGUGGACUCAGUCUUCAUCAUCCUGUCAUAUGUUUUGAUCAUUAGGACUGUCCUCAGUAUUGCUUCUACAGAAGAGAGGAAGACAGCUUUUAGCACAUGUAUCUCCCAUAUUGGGGCUGUGGCUAUAUUCUAUAUUCCAUUGAUCAGUUUGUCAUUUGUGCACAGAUUUGGGAAGCGAGUCCCACCAUAUGUACAUACUCUGAUUGCCAGUGCCUAUCUGCUGAUCCCGCCUAUCAUGAAUCCCAUCAUCUAUAGUGUGAAGACCAAGCAGAUACGGAGAGCUGUGCUGAAAGUUUUCUGUUCCAGGACAAUAAAGAACUAG